CUAUGAUAGAGAGGCUGAUGCACUCCAGCUAUCCUGGUUGGAUUGUGAUCUGUCAGUCAGCCUCUUAUCCCCAACCCUAAUCAUUUGUCCAAAGGGUUGAAUGCCGAGGUUGUUGGUGGCUGCUUGUACUAGAUCUGGCGGCUGAGCAAAAAUCAGUAUGAAUCUCACCCGGGGGACUAUGAGGAUGCCCUGCCUAAGUGUGUCAAUGCAAUAGUCAUAUGGAUGUGAAUAACAGCAAGCUCUGAUCAUGAGAGGAGGAAACCUUCAAGCAACUAAAGUGCUUUUUUUACCUGCAGUCUCCUUGACUCUUAUUUAACUGUUAAUUUAGGAUUAUCUUCGGCAUCUUGUAUUCAUCACUUCUUCCUGAAAAAGUCACCAUCAAGCUAGGAGCAGCAUCACUUCAGCUUGAACAAGGACUCACUCUGGAGAUGGGAAGCCUGGCAGAUUUGUUUUAAAUCAGCAAAUCAAAAGUUGUGAAUGGAUUUUAUUUGCUCUGACCUGAAAAAUCACCUGAUAAGUACAAAUUCUGUUCUAUGGACAAUGUUAAAUAUUGAAUAAUUAAAUAUCUUCAAAUUGAACAAGUUUAUGUUAGAUAGUAUUUAUGAUUCGCAGAGAGGAAGAUGUUUUUGCUUUCAAAGAAUUCUGCAAAUUCAGAUGGUAAAAUAAUGGUGAGAAGGUUUCUUGUAACCUUAAGGCCUUUCAGGUUAUUUGUGGCUGGGAUUGGAUUCUUCACCCUAUGUUUUAUAAUGACCUCCUUUGGCGGACAGUUUUCAGGCAAGAGAGUGGGAGACUCGCCUUUUGGCAUUAGACAAUUAGGUAUCAAAUCUGAAGGAAUUGGUUUAGAGUCACGUGUGCUGAGGAAAAUGACAGAUAUGCUGGAAGUAAUAGUGAAGCGGAUGGAGCCACUGGCAAAACUGGAAAAUGUGAGUGACUUCAGAAAAUUGGAGGAACUCAGCUCUGCUUUAAAUCGUUUCCAACCGGCAGGACUCAUGGAGAAGAUUCAAGCAAUUGCACAAAAUGUUUCACAUUUAACAAGUAGAGUUGAACAGCUUCUGCAAACAAGCCUUGCUGCAAGAAGAGAAGUUUCCUUCUAUGAGAAAGCCAAAGGAAAGGACAGCAGCCAAUGUGAGAUUCCCAAAGAUCCAAAUUUCCCUGACUGCCUUGGGAAGAUUGAGUGGAUGAGAGCCAGGUGGACCUCAGAUCCUUGUUAUGCUUAUUAUGGUGUUGAUGGCACGGACUGCUCCUUUCUCUUGUACCUCAGUGAAAAAGAGUGGUUUUGCCCCCCACCACCAUGGAAAAAUCAUACUGCUUUCCCUCCCAGGACUGAAACAAAAGUGCAGGUUGUCUUCAUAAAUCAUUUUGGAGUGAAAGAGUCAGUCCUGAUUAGCCUGAACAAAGCAGGUACUGAAGAAAAGGCCUCUUUCCUUCAGUUAGGCCAACUUUAUAGCAGAUACAGCUCUCUCAUCGCUGUGACUCCUCAUCUGGUUGAUUAUGCACAAAUUCUUUUGGUCUUCAUGUUCAAACAGGCAUUCUAUCGAAUGGACUUCACACAACUUCUUGAACUCAUGGGCAGUGGAAAGGAAUCGCUAAUAUUCAUGAAAAAGAGAAUCCGGAGAUUGUCAACACAAUGGAUUUUGGCAGUUCAGAGCCUCAGAGAGAAACUUGAGAUGAGAAAGAGGCAACGGAAGAAGAUCUUGGUCCACCUGGGUUUCUUGACUGAGGAAGCAGGCGAUGUCUUCAGCCCUGUGGUGUCAAAAGGAGGCCCAUUGGGCGAGUUGGUACAAUGGGCUGAUAUCUUAGCCACUCUGUAUGUGUUGGGUCACAGCUUGAAGAUUUCAGCUACUUUAAGGGAGCUACAAAGUUUCCUAGGUGUUCCUCCAGGGAGGGGAAGUUGUCCUCUGACUGCACCAUUGUCUUUUGACAUAAUAUACACGGAUUAUCAUGGACUUCAACAAAUGAAACAAAACAUGGGUCUUUCUUUCAAAAAGUACAAAUGUCGGAUCCGGGUGAUUGACACAUUUGGUACAGAGCCAGCCUACAAUUUUGAUGAUUAUGCAAAUCUCCAUGGUUACCGAACAAACUGGGGUCACUGGAAUCUCAAUCCAAAACAGUACAUGACUAUGUUUCCACAUAGUCCUGACAACUCAUUUAUGGGUUUUGUUGCCGAGAAACUGAACAACACUGAGAAAGAGGCUAUUCAAUCAAACAAGGUCAACAAUAUGGCAGUUGUGUACGGAAAGGAUGCUAAUAUGUGGAAGGGAAAGGCGAAGUAUCUUGAAGUUAUUAAUAAGUACAUGGAAAUCCAUGGAACUGUUUACUACGAGACACACUGGCCACCAGAGAUGCCUAUGUUUGUCAAAAACCAUGGCCUACUACCUCAACAUGAGCUACAAAGACUACUAAGGAAAGCAAAGCUCUUCAUUGGAUUGGGGUUCCCAUAUGAAGGACCUGCCCCUCUGGAAGCCAUUGCUAAUGGAUGUAUUUUUCUGCAACCCCGAUUCAACCCACCUCACAACUCAAAAAACAAUGAGUUCUUCAGAGGGAAACCCACAUCAAGAGAGGUUUCCUCACAGCAUCCAUACACUGAGUAUUUCAUUGGUAAACCACAUGUAUGGACAGUGGAUUUCAAUAAUACAGAGGAACUGGCAUCAGCUGUAAGGACAAUUUCAGCAACCAAGGUUGAACCUUAUCUUCCAUAUGAAUUUACUUGUGAAGGGAUGCUGGAACGUGUCCAUGCUUACAUCCAAUACCAGGAUCUGUGUGACACAGUAUUUCUAUCAUGGCCUCAGAAUCUUGCACAGCGUUUCUCACCCUCACCUAAUGCCACAAAUCGAAUCACGUUUCCUCAAAAUGUCACUGGACAUUUCUGGUCUCCAAAUGCCACCAAAGUGCUCACCUGGCCUCCUGUAAGCUCAAUGCAAUUCCAAGUAUCAGCAACAGCACAAUCUUGUACGAAUGCCUGUCAAGAGCAUGGACUCACCUGUGAACCAACAUUCUUCCAGUUUAUCAACAAUAAGGCCAUCUUUGACAAGUUCAAUUUUGUCUGUGACAGCAUUGAGUCUGAGGCUAACCAUCUCUAUCCUGCCUUUGAGGAAAUCGCUCAGGACUGUUACCUUCAGAAGCAGAUCCUGCUGUUCAGCUGUGCAGGCCAUCACCCGAAAUAUAGACGACUCUGUCCCUGCAGAGACUUUCGCAAGGGACAAGUGGCACUCUGUAAAGGUUGUUUGUGAACUUUUGAGCUUUUUAAGCAUGAAGACUGGUAAAAAAAAAGAAACCUGACUAUCCUAAUGAUGUAAUGACCCAUCAGCGCUUCCAUCCAAUCCAAAAACCACACGAUGGACACAUUUCUCCAAGAGAAAUAGCGAAGAAACUGAGGAAAAUCUCCAAGAGUAUUCCCACACAGGUUACCUUGAUAAAAGAAAAGGAAAAUUAUACUUGAACAGGCAAUAUCUAACCUGUGAUCUUGUUUAAGUUUCUUCAAGUGUUUGCUUUUGUUGCAUGCAAAUAAAAAGUCCAUGUGAACUUGUUUUUAACUUAUACACCUCCAUGUUUAAACAAUGUUUCAGACCAAUCCUGUGGUUAUCAAUGAUUCAGAAUAAAUAUUUGUGUCAAGAAUCAAGAGUUCCUUAUUAUUAAAUAUAGUUAUAGAUGUUUUUAUUUAAGCUAGAAACCUGUAAAUUAGGGGAUUUUCUCCAUUCCAAGUUUUGUUCUAUUUGUUACAUGCACAAUGGUACCGAACAUAAUGAGACCAUUGGUAACUUUUUUUUGGAUUCAGUGCAGAAGUGCAACUCAAGUAUUCAGUUAAUCUAAAUUUGCUUUUUAUUCUGCAUGCAUCUUUAUUCUGGACAAAUGAAUUGAUGCAGCAAACAAAUCUUACAAACUUUAAUAUUUAUAAAGUUCAAAAUGAUUUGUUGCUCAAUUGCUGUAAUUUUACAUCAUAAAGCCCUGGAGGAGUAAAAAUGCCAGUUUCUGAAUAAAUCUGAAUGACAACACAAUCAAUCACUUAUUCUAAUAACACAGCGUGAAAAAAAUGUUUGAUAGAAGACAUCAAAAUUGAUUCCUCAAAUGAGUUAGCCACAACAUUGGUGCUGUGUUUCACUGAGAACUCUUCUAAACAUGUUCAUAAAUAUGAAAUAAAUAUGGUGAAAGCUUAUUGAAGGGUAUCUAUUAAUGUCUGAUCUAUUUGAACUGAGUACAUGUUCUUGCAAAAUCUGCGUCAUUUAUAUUUAUGGCCUCUGAAAAGGAUAUCUUUGUAUCAGAUAGUGAAGUAACUUGUAAUA
Molecule: messenger RNA, 4280 nt
Organism: Chiloscyllium plagiosum (whitespotted bambooshark)
Lineage: Eukaryota; Metazoa; Chordata; Chondrichthyes; Orectolobiformes; Hemiscylliidae
Source: RefSeq, a predicted model, not a curated record